This is a messenger RNA of Leptinotarsa decemlineata (Colorado potato beetle), 1115 nucleotides long. RefSeq lists its product as uncharacterized. Lineage: Eukaryota; Metazoa; Arthropoda; Insecta; Coleoptera; Chrysomelidae. The record is from RefSeq and is a predicted model, not a curated record.
UGUGACAUUUGUGUUUGUGUUGAAAAGGUACAAUGUAUGGAAGAUAUAAUUAAUUCAAUUUAUUGGGAUAUUGAUGAGUAUGACUGUACUGAAAAAUACAAUAGUUUCUAAAUGUGGUUGAAAUUGUGGAAAUCAUGACCCAUUAUUGGUGGAUGCAUUGGUUUUGGAUUACCCUAUGGAUUUCUUUGACCAUUUGCAAAUCAAUUCCUGCAACCAUACAUUCCAGCACCACAGAUAUGCCUUCUGCCAGCAUUACUGUCGAAUUGGACCAUUCAGUAGAACUACCAAGAAGCUCAACAAAUCCGCCCACAACCCUUAUGAUUCCAGUUGCUCCGAAAUACACAUCGGCACCAAAAGACACUACCGUUGUGAAACAUGUGAAGUCUUCUUUCAAAAAGUACGACUUUCUCUUCCCAAAUUCAACCAGUGAAAAUAAAACUAAGGAAGUCAAGGUCAAAGAAACUGUGAUAAAUGUCAUGGAAAACAUGACGGAUAAUCCACUACUUAUAAAUUCGAGCUUAAUAGCAAUAAAUCGCACCGAUAAUUUAACAUACUUGGAGGAGGUGGAGAACCUCAACCAGAGUUCCGUCCAGAACUCUGAGCGAUUAGGAGUGGAGGAAAAUGAUGAUGAAUUGAGCUCCGAAGGAAAUCUCUCUGCAGCCGGUAUAACCGGAAUCACCCUAGGUUGUGUCGUUACAGUGGGUAUUUUAUCCGGCAUCAGCUAUUUCAUUUAUAGAAAUCGGGGAUUCAACAGGCCACAAGUACUUAACGAUCGAUGCAGCAAUCCGGACUCAAGUGGAUAUAUCGAUGAUGCUUCAGUAAGAGACAACUCCGAAGAAAUGUACAGCUUAGACAACGAUUCAUUUUUAAAUAGUUUAGAAGCUAUGACCAUACAAAACUACUGGACAGAUACUGUCAAGCAUACAAAGCUGUAGUUGGAACCCCACGUUUUUAUUAUUUUCUUGUACAUAUUUUGUACCUAAUUUAAGUAUUUUAGAAUCUGUGAUGCAUAUCAAAGUCUCGAGAAUAGGGCCAGUACUAACAUUGUCAAAAAAUUAUGUUGAAUAUUUGCAACAAGAUGACCCUCAUUUUGAGUUUUUCAAGUUGAACUUUUA